Molecule: messenger RNA, 633 nt
Organism: Oldenlandia corymbosa var. corymbosa
Lineage: Eukaryota; Viridiplantae; Streptophyta; Magnoliopsida; Gentianales; Rubiaceae
Source: the annotation of a GenBank genome assembly
AUGGGGACUGUGAUCUCGGCUUUCUUGCAUGUGUGUGGUUGGAAGGUCGAGAAGGGUAGAACAUUGCACGGGCUGGUGAUGAAACUUGGACUUCUCAGACAGUUGAGUGAUGCGAGGUUGUUGUUCAAUGAGAUGCCUGAAAGAAAUGUAGUUUCAUGGAAUGUGAUAUUGAAUGGAUAUGCAAAGGCAGGUUUCCUUGAUUCUGCUAGAGAUUUAUUUGAUAAGAUUGAUGAUAAAGAUGUGGUUUCUUGGGGUACUAUUAUUGGUGGUUACCUGCAAUUUGGGAGGUUGACUGAGGCUUUGUCCUUGUACCUUGAAAUGAUCCGUACAGGUGUAGGUUCAAAUGAUGUUAUGAUUGUGGAUAUGAUUUCAGCUUGUGCAGAAGCCAGUGCCUUUACAGAGGGUCAACAGUUCCAUGCUGUAACGAUAAAGAAGGCCUUUGAUUGUUACGACUUCAUGCAGACAACAAUAAUUCAUUAUUAUGCUGCUUGUGAGAAAAUCAGUUCUGCAUGUUUGCAGUUCAAACUUGGAAGCAAGCUCCAUAUCGCAAACUGGAAUGCUCUUGUUUCAGUCAGGGAAGCCAUGGUUAACCAGCGAUUGACCAGGUCACCAGCAUAUAGUGGAGUUGUAUGA